GGGGCCUCAGCCUGGCCUGGCGGCAGGACAGGGGCAUGCAGACAGGCAGCGGGGAGGUGACUUCUGCCUCCCUCAGUUUAGGCCAAGUGCUCCUGGGCCUCAGGCCAGCCAGACGAGCGCCCCCGGCCCUGGGGUAGUUUAGCGGGGACAGCUGUGGGCGAGGUGCUGGGAGAUCCGGGCAGGUUGGGGGAGUUUCUACGAGCUCUGCCCCAGGGGUUGUUUGGGGCACGGCCCCCCGGCCUAGGCACACGCUGCUGUCGGAAUGGAGAAGGUUGUUGCUUGUCCAUACAGAAGGCCUAAUGCGCUUUGUAGGCUGAUUUGCUUCCCCUGGGCUGGAAGUGGCGCUACCCAUUUUGCACAAUGGGGGAAACACUUUGACAACUCAACAGAAGUUUAUUCUAUAAAGCUUCCUGGAAGAGGAUCUCGUGUUAAUGAACCUUUUGCAAAAGACAUGAAAACUAUCGUUAAUGACAUUACUAGUGUUUUGCUUCAAGACUUGCAAGAGAAACCUUUUGCAUUAUUUGGUCACAGUUUUGGAUCAUAUGUUAGUUUUGCGGUUGCAGUACACUUGAAAGAAAAAUAUGGAUUACAACCAGUGCAUCUUUUUGUAUCAAGCGCAAGUCCCCCACAUACAACAUUUUGUUAUCCUCUCUACACAGUAAAAGACCAAAACGAAGAAGAAAUUAUCAAAUUGAUACAGUCUCUUGGAGGUAUUCCUCCUGAGUUUCUGCAGAACAAAAAUAUUAUGAAACACUUCAUUCCUGCAUUAAGAGCAGAUAUCGCAGUUAUUCAGUCCUUUCUCUUUGAGGAACAGGCAAUGGAUGGUCUCUCUUGUGACCUUACAUGCUUUGGUGGGUCUGAAGAUUUGCCAUUUGAUUUAGAAGCAUGGAAAGAUGUAACAAGUGGAGAUACCACUAUUCACAAGCUUCCUGGAGGACACUUUUAUCUGCUGGACCCUGCUAAUGAAAUUUUCAUGAUAGACCAUAUGAAAAAAUGUAUAGAAACUGCUGAUCUCUGAGUAUUUGUCUUUAUUUUGCUGGGGGAGAGGUCAAUGAUUAGUCCAAAGCAGUAAAUAAUACAAAACAUUUUUUAUACAAAUUUACAACUACCACAGUGACAAAGUAAGCAACUUUCUGUAGCAACAGGGCUAACAGUUGAUGUAUUAAUACAGGUGCAUCCUACAGCCAAAGGUUUUUCCAGGAUAUAAUUUAUGACGAUACUUAGGAAAAUUCUGAUUCUUAAAAAUAAACAGCCAGUACAUUAA
This is a messenger RNA of Gopherus evgoodei (Goodes thornscrub tortoise), 1264 nucleotides long. It is a transcript of the gene OLAH, whose product is annotated as oleoyl-ACP hydrolase. The record is from RefSeq and is a predicted model, not a curated record. Lineage: Eukaryota; Metazoa; Chordata; Testudines; Testudinidae. Gene Ontology annotation, biological process: lipid biosynthetic process. The transcript has 7 exons. The coding region runs from base 263 to 1018 and encodes 251 amino acids.